Molecule: messenger RNA, 3065 nt
Organism: Momordica charantia (bitter melon)
Lineage: Eukaryota; Viridiplantae; Streptophyta; Magnoliopsida; Cucurbitales; Cucurbitaceae
Product: Pentatricopeptide repeat (PPR) superfamily protein
Biological process (GO): RNA modification
Molecular function (GO): RNA binding; zinc ion binding; protein binding
Source: RefSeq, a predicted model, not a curated record
UCCAUCUUCGAAUCGAGCUGAUUAUUAACGAUCCAUUUCCCUGAUCCAUUAUUAACGAUCCAUUUCCUCUGAUCCAGUAAUUAUUUUGCAAAGGUUCAGACUGUGGACUCUUUGAAGAGUGCUUAUUCUUUUUAAAACCAGAGCAGAAAAAGAUUCAAACAACAGUUCUUCAUCUACACAGUAAUUUGUUGUAUCGAUAGCUCUGGGGCAGCUGCCUGAGAUGUUCUGUUCUUCGGAGCAAUUUAAUGGGAUUUCUCCAUGUUCGCAAUUUCGCAGCAAAUUCAGGAAGAAACAGAGAGAGGCGGCUCUUUUUACUUCUCAGAGUUCGUCUUCGCACCUGCCAAUUUUCUGCAGCAUCAUCAUUCAUUGUUGAAUCUGGGAAAGGAACCUCAGAGGAUUUCUACGCUACCCAUUUCUCGUAUGUGCACGAGCUACUGAAAUUAUGUGCCGAAAGAAGAUUGCCCAUACAAGGGAAGGCUUGCCAUGCCCAAAUUCUGCUUAUGGGGUUGCAGAAAGACACUUCAACGUCAAACAUUCUUAUCAACAUGUACUCGAAAUGUGGGUUAGUUGACUUUGCCCGCAAGGUGUUUGAUGAAAUGCCCAACCGAAAUUUGGUAUCGUGGAGCACCAUGAUUGGGUCGCUUACACAGAACGGAGAGGAGAAUCAGGCUCUUGGUCUUUUGGUUCAGAUGAAAAGAGAAGGAAUCCCUUUUAGUGAGUUCACCAUUUCGAGUGUUCUUUGUGCCUGUGCGGCAAAAUGUGCUCUCUAUGAAUGCCAGCUGCUCCAUGCCUUUGCUAUUAAGGCCGCGAUGAAUCUGAAUGUUUUUGUUGCAACUGCAUUGCUUGAUGUUUAUGCAAAAUGUGGUUUGAUGAACGAUGCGGCUCGUGUUUUCGAGUCCAUGCCUGAGAGGAGUGCUGUCACGUGGAGUUCGAUGGCGGCGGGGUACGUGCAGAAUGAGCUAUAUGAGGAAGCUUUGGCAUUGUUUCGCAAAGCUCAGGGAAUCGGGUUGAGACAGGACCAGUUUUUUAUGUCAUCUUUGGUUUGUGCUUGUGCUAGAUUGGCAGCCAUGAUUGAAGGGAACCAGGUGAAUGCUUUGCUAUCUAAAUCUGGUUUUUGUUCAAAUAUUUUUGUUGCUUCUUCUCUUAUUGAUAUGUAUGCAAAAUGUGGUGGCAUUGAGGAAGCUUAUAAAGUGUUUCGAGAUGUAGAAGAGAGAAAUGUUGUUUUGUGGAAUGCUAUGAUAUCUGGCCUAUCAAGACACGCUCGUUCGCUUGAGGUGAUGAUUUUAUUCGAGAAAAUGCAGCAGAUGGGCUUGAGUCCAAAUGAUGUAACUUUUGUUUCUGUCUUGUCUGCUUGUGGUCAUAUGGGUUUGGUUGAAAAAGGACAGAAAUAUUUUGACCUGAUGAUAAAAGAGCAUCAUUUGUCACCAAAUGUCCUUCACUAUUCUUGCAUGGUGGACACUCUUAGUCGGGCGGGGCAGACCUUCAAGGCUUAUGAUUUGAUGAGUAAUAUGGCCUUUAAUGCCACUGCUUCUAUGUGGGGUUCCCUUUUGGCUUCUUGUAGGACCCAUGGGAAUCUUGAACUUGCUGAGGUUGCUGCAAGAAAUUUGUUUGAGAUUGAACCACACAAUGCGGGAAACUAUUUGUUGCUGUCGAACAUGUAUGCAGCACACGGGAAGUGGGACGAAGUGGCAAAGGCAAGGAAGCUCCUUAAAGAAAGUGAUGUGAAGAAAGAGAGGGGCAAGAGUUGGAUUGAGAUCAAGGACAAGGUUCACUCGUUUAUGGUUGGAGAGAGGAAUCAUCCUAAGAUUUCUGAAAUUUACUCAAAAUUGAAUGAGUUGAUUGAAGAGUUACAGAAACUUGGUUACAAGGCGGAGACCGAGCACGACCUUCAUCAAGUGGGAGAGAGUAGAAAACAAGUACUUCUGAGGCACCACAGCGAGAAGCUUGCUCUUACUAUGGGGUUACUGUUUUUAUCUCCCAAUGCACCUAUUAGGAUUAUGAAAAACCUUAGAAUAUGUGGAGACUGCCACUCUUUUAUGAAGCUUGCAUCGAGAUUUGUUCGGAGGGAUGUCAUAGUCAGGGACACCAACCGAUUUCACCAUUUUAAGAAUGGGAGUUGUUCUUGCGGGGAUUUUUGGUGAAUUCAGAUUCUUUUGAAGUGCACCUAUUCCUCUUUUAGUUUGUCAAACGUGCAAGUGCAGUAAAAAGCUUUGGAAGUUUAGAGUUUAAACUCUCUCUCCCUAAUGUCAACCUCAAUGCAUUUGAUCAUCCAAACUCAUCCUUGAAGAUUGACCCCUGCCACCAGUUUCUUGCUCAUAGCACGACGAAAUUCUCAGAUUGUGGUCCGACAUGCUGCGUCGAUGGCUCGAUAUGACCAGCUCUACUAACUUUUAUGUACCAUCCAGUUUGCAACCCCUACUACAACCACUCGCAAGACCUUCGUAACUAAAUUUAUUUUUAUCAUUCAAGCCUUAUGUUUAAGCUACUGCAGGAUUGAUAAGAUGUGGAAAUGGUGAUAAAUCCUACAAGAUUCUUUCCAGAGCAUCUGACUACUUGAUCUGCACUGGGUUUUAAGCUCACCAGAUCCCACUUUCAGUCAAGACUGGUUGGGGCUCUAGAAAGGAAGAAUUUACAUCGAUCACGAUGCGAGCACAAGGACAUAUUGUCAUUUGUAAAUGCACUAAGAAGAAGAAAUGAAGCCAAGCCAAACUUUUCCGACUAUUCCCCAUCAAGUACUUGUUGUUCAAUAUCUUGGCUAGUUCCAUCAAGUACUUGUUGUUCAAUAUCUUGGCUAUCAAAAAGUUGAACUAGCAGCUCCUACCCAACCCAAAGUGGAUUGAUGGAGAAGGGAAGGGCAGGUAGAGCCUCACCUGACUGAGAGAAAGCGAAUACGAAUAGCACACCUUGUCUAGUAUAUGUUAGGCUCCGCUUGAAGAGGUGAGUCCAACGUAGAGAAAGACAUUACGUGCUAGCUUAGUUAGCUAGCAUUUUUCAACUGGUUGUUUUGUUACUUGUAGUGGACAUAAAAUGUUCGUCCAUGAAAAUAUUACUUCUCUUACACAAAA